Tribolium castaneum (red flour beetle) is the source of this 1697-nucleotide messenger RNA. Its product is annotated as myrosinase 1. Gene Ontology annotation, biological process: carbohydrate metabolic process. Lineage: Eukaryota; Metazoa; Arthropoda; Insecta; Coleoptera; Tenebrionidae. Bases 167 to 1654 code for a protein of 495 amino acids. The record is from RefSeq and is a predicted model, not a curated record. The transcript is spliced from 5 exons. Gene Ontology annotation, molecular function: beta-glucosidase activity.
UUCAGUUUAGGUUUGCAUUUCGUCGCAUUUAAAUCGUGCGCGGCCAAGUGAGAAAAGCCCUCGGACACGUAAAUGUGGUAACAACAUUUUCUUUGUUUCAAGAUUCCUGAUAUUCCGGUCGAAACGCCGUGUUUAAUUUUAAUAGCAGUAUCCUUGUACUACCACAAUGGAUCCCAACACGGUUUUGUUCCUUUUAAUCACUCUGCGAUCAGCUUUCCCGGAACCCAUCAAGAGAAAAUUCCCGGAAAAUUUUCGCUUUGGGACCGCCACCGCCUCCUACCAAGUGGAAGGUGGGUGGAAUGAGGACGGUAAAGGCGAAAACAUUUGGGAUUAUUACACCCAUACCUACCCCGACCGAAUUGCCAACCAAGCAAAUGGGGACAUCGCCUGCAACUCCUAUCACAAAUAUUUGGAAGACAUAGUGAUGCUCAAAGACUUGGGAGUCCACUUCUACCGCUUCUCCCUGUCAUGGUCCCGGAUCCUUCCGGAGGGACAUACCGGAAAAAUCAACCAAGCUGGAGUGGACUAUUACAAAAACGUGAUCAGAGCACUAAAACAAAACGGCAUCGAGCCCUAUGUUACUCUGUACCAUUGGGACCUCCCACAACCCCUUCAAGAAAAAGGUGGUUGGCCGAACACCGACCUCAUGGUUGACCUUUUCGCCGAUUAUGCCCGACUGGCGUUCAGCCUCUUUGGCGACCAAGUCAAAAACUGGAUGACUUUCAACGAAGCCAAACAAACGUGUCAACUGGGUUAUGGGUACGGUGUUUUCGCACCUGGUGUCCAAUCCAAUGGGAUUGACAGUUACAAGUGUGCCCAUACUGUCAUAAAAGCGCACGCUAAGGCGUACCACAUCUACGAUGAGGAGUUCAGAGCGAGCCAAAAAGGCCGAGUGUCGAUGGUUGUUGACACCGACUGGUUUGAACCCGCCAGUGACAGUGACAGAGAUAGGAAAGCGGCGGAACGAAAAAUACAAUUCAAUUUUGGGUGGUACGCAAACCCGAUUUAUCACCCCGAUGGUAACUAUCCCCAAGUCAUGAUUGACCGAGUUGCUAAAAGGAGCAAAAAGGAAGGGUUUGAAAAGUCCCGUCUUCCAGAAUUCACACCGGAAGAAAUUGAUUACAUUAAGGGAACUUUCGAUUUCUUUUCUCUAAAUACGUACACCGCAAAUAUGGUUAAAUGGUCGGAUGAUUUUCCUAUAGGAUACGUGAGCUAUGAUGGUGACAUAAGUGUUGUUACGUACCAAGACCCUUCGUGGAACAGUUCGGCCUCGAGUUGGCUCAAAGUCGUACCAUGGGGUACCAGAAAGCUGAUAAAUUGGGUUGAUAAAACUUACAAUCACCCCGAAAUUGUGAUUACUGAAAAUGGGUUUUCUGAUGAUGGGGAACUGGACGAUGAGGGAAGAAUUGUUUAUUAUCAGGAAUAUUUGAGUAACAUUUUGGAAGCGAUUCUGGAAGAUGGAGUUAACGUUACAGGAUAUACAGCCUGGAGUUUGAUGGAUAAUUUUGAAUGGCUGGGCGGAUACACGGAGAAAUUUGGACUGUAUCAGGUUGAUUUUGACGACGAAAAUAGAACAAGAACUCCAAAAAAAUCAGCUGAUUUUUACAAGAAGGUUGUUGCAACAAGGUGUUUAGUAGACCAGUGUGAAAACUAAUUUUUAUGUUUGGACAAUCGAAAUAAAUAUUUAAAAAAGCAAA